This is a messenger RNA of Chanos chanos (milkfish), 820 nucleotides long. It is a transcript of the gene mgst3b, whose product is annotated as microsomal glutathione S-transferase 3b. Gene Ontology annotation, molecular function: glutathione transferase activity; glutathione peroxidase activity. The coding region runs from base 72 to 494 and encodes 140 amino acids. NCBI's taxonomy places the organism in Eukaryota, Metazoa, Chordata, Actinopteri, Gonorynchiformes, Chanidae. The record is from RefSeq and is a predicted model, not a curated record. Gene Ontology annotation, cellular component: endoplasmic reticulum; nuclear envelope; membrane. The transcript is spliced from 4 exons.
CAGAGCAAGGAGUGACUGGACAUAAUUGUUAAUCAACUGUCUCGAGUAACUUGGAAUACAACGAUUUGACAAUGGAUAUUUUAGAAAUCCUGCCGCCCAACUUCGGCUUUGUUAUUCUCACGUAUCUCUAUAGCUGGGUCAUGCUGACUUACCUCGGUGUUAACGUUGGUUCUGCAAGAAAGAAAUACAAUGUGAAGUACCCCACCAUGUACAGUGAUAAGGAACCAGUUUUCAACUGCAUCCAGAGGGCACAUCAGAACACACUCGAGGUGUAUCCACAGUGGCUUGUCUUCCAGACUAUUGCUGCUCUGGUCUUUCCGACUGCUGCAUCUGUGCUUGGAGUCAUCUGGGUAACCAGCAGGUUCUCCUAUGCCUGGGGUUACUACACUGGAGAUCCUGCAAAGAGAAUGCAGGGGGCAUAUGGAUACAUCGGCUAUUUGGGUGUCAUCAUCCUCUCCAUCUAUAUUGCUCUGCAGCUGCUGGGGGUUGUUUAAGCUCCCCAAGAGGAAUUUUUAUCAGAAUUUUUGCCCAUUUUUAUCAUAAUCACACAUAAUCAUGUGCAAAUCUGGGAUUUAUCAUCUUAGCACCAUCUUUUUUAAGCCUCAUGCCUUCCAUUUUAUACUUUGAAAUUUUCACCACUAAUUUUGAAAAUGUGAAUGUUAAGUAGAAUGUUAAAUAUCGCACUUGUCAAACUGAAUGACCAAGAGAUGUGAUUUUGCUGUGUGGCAGCACUGAUUAUCAUGAAGGGCACUUGCCAUACCUUAUUUUCAUAUGUUUGUCUCCGUAGAGCAAAAUACAAUAAAAACAAAUUUGAAAAGUC